AUGAGCCAAAACGAUAGAGAUGUGUGCAAGUCGGACCGAUGCUGUUGCCAACUGAUAUCAAAAUGCGAGAAAAAGCCGACACCUAAACCACGAAAUGCGUGCGGCGGACGCGAGGAACGGACCGACAUGAGUAUAUGCGAUUUCUUAAAAUCGCAACCGACCCCGGAAUGGAUAAGUAGCGGCCGAGGCAAUCGUCCCGAGGCGAAUGAUUCGAAAGACCGACAGCGUGGUCCUUGCGGACAGCCUGCACCUCCGGCAUCGAACUGUUCCAGCAAAAACCGAACAACUACGUAUGCUCAUCGGCCGAAACCCCAACCGGAGUGGGUACGGUCGUCAGAACAGAUCUGCCUGACGAACGACGGUGGAACGCGUCAAUCUCAGCACCGUCAGCGGAGCGAUCAGCGUUCGCAACCAUCGAUCUGCGAAACGGAAGACCGGCAACUGUCGCAGAUCAUCAUUAACUUCGGGACGGUGGUGACCAGCGAAAAACCCAAGCCGGGUGACUCGUGCCAGCAGACCAAUUCGGAAGGCCAGGACGUUCCAUCGGAGAAAAAGCGACGAGCGUGUAGGACUACCGCUCGCCCAUCGCAGGAUUGUUCAAACUGUACACGCGGGCCACCCAAACGUUCGACGUCUACCGGUCCAUCAGAUCGUUCAAGCUGUACACGCGCCCCAGCCGAUCGUCCAAUCCCCACAUGUCCACCGCCCGAACGUUCAAGCUGUAAGCGCGAGCCUGAUCGUUCGACUUCUGCCUGUCCACCACCGGAUUGUUCGAGCUGUACACGAGCCCCAGCCGAUCGUCCUACUCCCACCUGUCCACAGCCUGAACGUUCAAGUUGUACUCGUGCUCCAGCCGAUCGUCCAAUCCCCACAUGUCCGUCACAGCCCGAACGUUCAAGCUGUACACGAGCCCCAGCCGAUCGUCCUACUCCCACCUGUCCACAACCUGAACGUUCAAGUUGUACACGUGCUCCAGCCGAUCGUCCAACCCCCACAUGUCCAUCACAACCUGAACGUUCAAGUUGUACACGUGCUCCGGCCGAUCGUCCAAUCCCCACGUGCCCAUCACAACCUGAACGUUCAAGUUGUACGCGUGCUCCAGCCGAUCGUCCAACAUUCGGUUCACGUGCGCCAGCCAAUCGAUCGACUUCAUCCGGUCCACUGGCCGAUCGGUCGUCCUUUACAGUUCCACAGGCCUCUUCGACAUUCAUACGUCCGUCGGCGGAUAGGCCAAACUUCACUUGUUCACUGGCCGAUCGGUCUGCCGACAAAUUGAUGUCGACCGAUCGGAACAGUCGUUCGACAGGUGCACGAUCUGCGGCUGAUUGGUCGACAUCUACCCGUUCGCCGGCAGAUCGUAUGAACUCCGUACGUCCACCUAACGUCCGUCCACCCAACGUCCGUCCACAUCCUAACGUCCGACCGUACGGGAUGGAAUCGAAUUCGACGGGACGAGGCGCUCACAGUCGACACCAGGAUAACGCUGUCUCAAGUACUCAGCAGACAGCACAUUCUGAAUGGGGGAUGAAGUCAAAGACGACGUCGUGUUAUUGCGAUAACAACAACUCGGACUUCUAG
Molecule: messenger RNA, 1578 nt
Organism: Myzus persicae (green peach aphid)
Lineage: Eukaryota; Metazoa; Arthropoda; Insecta; Hemiptera; Aphididae
Product: cell surface glycoprotein 1-like
Exons: 1
Coding region: 1-1578 (525 amino acids)
Source: RefSeq, a predicted model, not a curated record